This is a messenger RNA of Debaryomyces fabryi, 1647 nucleotides long. RefSeq names its product sugar porter family MFS transporter. Gene Ontology annotation, cellular component: membrane. The coding region runs from base 1 to 1647 and encodes 548 amino acids. NCBI's taxonomy places the organism in Eukaryota, Fungi, Ascomycota, Pichiomycetes, Serinales, Debaryomycetaceae. Gene Ontology annotation, molecular function: carbohydrate:proton symporter activity. The record is from RefSeq and is a predicted model, not a curated record. Gene Ontology annotation, biological process: transmembrane transport; carbohydrate transport. The transcript has a single exon.
AUGGGUUAUCACGAUAAAUUAGUGGGACCUGCAAUAAGGUUUAACAAAUAUUUGGAUAAGUUUCCAAAAGUAUACAAUGUUGUGUUCAUUGGAAUUGUAUCUUGUAUAUCAGGUAUGAUGUUUGGAUUUGACAUUGCUUCAAUGUCCUGCUUUAUAGGUACAGAUCAGUAUGGGAAUUAUUUCAACCAUCCAAAUUCUAAUUUGCAAGGAAUUAUUACAUCUUCUAUGGCAUUAGGAUCCUUUUUCGGGUGCUUUGCAUCUGGAAUGGUUUCUGAGCCAUUUGGAAGACGUGCAGCCUUGUUUUUUUGUUCAUUCUUUUGGAUGGUUGGUGCAGCUGUUCAGUCAUCUUCUCAGAAUGUGGCACAAUUGAUAUGUGGUCGUUUAAUUUCUGGUUUUGGUAUUGGAUUCGGUUCAUCAGUGGCACCAGUCUACGGUUCUGAAUUAGCACCUCGUAAAAUUAGAGGUCUUAUUGGAUGUUUAUUCCAAUUUUCUGUCACAGUAGGGAUUAUGGUUAUGUUUUAUAUUUGCUUUGGAUGUUCACAGAUUGAAGGGACCGCUUCGUUCCGUCUUGCGUGGGGAAUACAGAUAAUUCCAGGAUUAUUAUUAUUCUUCGGUUUAUUUUUCCUUCCUGAAUCUCCAAGAUGGUGGGCAAAACAAGGUAACUGGGAAGCAUGUGAAUUUAUAGUUGCAAACAUUCACGCAAAUGGAAAUCAUGAAGACCCAGAUGUGCUAGUGGAAAUCUCAGAAAUAAAGGAGCAAAUAAUGUUGGACGAGAAUGUUAACCGUUUCAGAUAUAUCGAUCUUUUCAGAAAAAAAUAUAUCAAUCGUACAAUUACAGCCGUUUUUGCUCAGAUUUGGCAACAAUUAACAGGAAUGAAUACCUUGAUGUAUUAUAUCGUGUAUGUAUUCGAUAUGGCAGGUUACUCAGGUAACACUAAUUUGAUUGCCAGUUCAAUCCAGUAUGUUCUUAACGUGGUAAUGACGCUUCCCGCAUUCUAUUUAGUAGAUAAAUUUGGAAGAAGACCUGUUUUAUUGAUUGGGGCUGUAUUUAUGUUUAUUUUUCAAUGUUGUAUUGGAGGACUUUUAGCCACAUACUCCAUACCACACGUUUUCGAAGGGAAUUCUACUGUCAGGAUAAUAAUUCCAAAAGAGAACGUAGCUGCAGCUAGAGGAGUAAUCGCAUGCUGCUAUUUGUUUGUUUGUUCGUUUGCCCCUACUUGGGGAGUUGCUAUUUGGGUAUACUGUGCUGAAGUUUGGGGUGAUAGUGCUUCCAGACAAAGAGGAGCUGCAGUUUCCACGGCUGCCGAUUGGGCUCUAAAUUUUGCUAUUGGUAUGUUUACUCCAUCUGCUUUUAAAAACAUUACUUGGAAAACUUAUUUUGUAUUUGCAACUUUCUGUGGUUGUAUGUUCCUUCAUGUUCUCUUCUUUUUCCCAGAAACUAGAGGCAGGAGAUUAGAAGAAAUUGGACAGAUUUGGGAUGAACAUGUUCCUGCUUGGAAAACUGCAUCGUGGCAGCCUCGUAUUCCAUUGGUCUCUGAUAUUGAAGUUGGUCAAAAGCAUGAUAUUGAAGAGCGUGAGAAUUCAGGUUCGCAUUCUGAUGUAACGGAGGGAAAAGAUAACACGACAAUUGCUGAAAAUCUGGUUUAA